AUGUCCUGGAGCCCCGCUCGCGACGAGAACACCCCACCUGACUCUACCCCAAUCAAGUCUUACAUGCAAAGGCGCACGACGCCUUCGUCCCAGCUAAUGUUUAAUACCCCUGUAAUUCAGCGACAAAAUAGCGACAAUUUCGCUAGCUCGUCGAAACCAGACUUCAGGAACUCCUACAACUCAUGGACUCAAGGUCCCAGUCAACCUUCUCAAUCAGCGGCGAGCGCGUCGACCGCGCAGCGCCAGCAGCAGCUUCUGGACGACGCGGAUAAGCUCCUUCUAGACGUGGCUCGCAAUUACAGCGCGAGUUCCAAGAAGGAAAUCGACGACCCGGCCACCCCGGAGCGCGCAGGCGACCCCUUCGACCGAUAUCUGCAAGGGCUGGGGUCGAAACCGAGGCCUGCUCCGCGACAGCCACCGGCGAAGGUCAUUCUGCCACUGCCUACCCGACAGAGGAAGAAGCGCAGUACCAACAACUCAGAGGUUACGAUGAAGGACCACGAAGACGACGAAGACACUGAGAGCGAGAGCGAGGAUGGAGGACUCGCCGCCUACGAGGAGACAAUGCAAAAUACCCCAGUAGGGCCGGGAGAGGUAAAGCAAGGCUGGCCUCAGGCGCCGAGUUCCAUGUCUAGUGGCAAAGGGAAAGGGACAACGACGACCUUCCACGACGAAGAAGACACGCCAGCCAGCCGUACUUUGAAGGCAGCCCUUGAAGCACAGAGGGCUAAACGCGAUGCCUUCAUUACACCACCCCGAGGGUUCAUGAGAACGAAGACCGUUGAGAUGCGGCGUUCGCCUGUGUUGGAAUCGACCGUCCAAGAACCAACCACCAACCAGGAGCCUGAUUUUGAGAUGGGCGCGACUUCGCCUCCACCCGCUGCCAGGCCGCAUACGUUCACGACACCUACUAGGCCGAUCGCGAUAACCAGAACCGUCGCGACGAUCUCACACGACCGCCGGUCUCCAGUAGGCCGACCCGAGCAACAGACGGAGGUUGAAAUGCGCGUGGUUUCGCUCACUCCCAUUUCGCCUCGAACCCUUACAACAGAUACAACCAUGAACGGCAUUCCCAACACCCAACCGGUCGAGACGGCCAGUACAUUGGUCGAAUCCGCCGUGAAGGUCCGUGGCGAGCAAUGGAGGGGUAGCCAUCAAACGUCAUUCAUCCCCUUCCCAUCCUUCGCCUCCAAUGCUCUCCAUGUACCUCUGAUGCUGCCUACUUCCUCAGCAUCCCCCGAUACUGUGGUAGAGCAAGAGCAAAAGCCUGAAGAGGAUUGCCAGCCUCCCAACAAUUGCAAUGCUGCCAUCCCAGGCGCCGCUUUGGCCGCUAUGAGACACUUUCCAGUUCAAAGCGUUCAGUCCAGCCUCAUUUAUAACCCUUCCCCCGCACUCCUAGAAUCGACGUACCUUCCCCAGGUCGCUUUCCAGCCGUUCCGACUACCGGACAUUGCAAACCCCAUCGAAGCAAACGCUAUCCCGGGAUUACCAGUCGCAGCACCCACUAUAGGCGACCAGUCUCGACCUUCAUUGGCGACCAUGGCAUCCCGAGAAAAGAAGGCACCCGGUUUGCAAUGGCGCAGGUCCGCUACCCAAGGCUGGAGACGGUACAAGGAACCUCGGAUCCGCCCUCAGCCCACGCACAGAGAGCGCCAGAGGCAGAUCAAGUUGAGGAAGGAGGCAGAGGCGCGUGUUCAAAGGCUGACUUGGGAGGAGCCGAUCAAGCCCAAAAGAAUCAUUAACUGGGAUAUGGACAGACUGCUUCAGUUAAGGUUGAGUGAGCAGCCUUGUAAUGCCAAAGCCAAAAAGCGCGCCAGGAGUCCUUUGAAGCGACCUUUGGAAACAGUACCCGAUGAAGAAGAUGACGAGGAGAGGUUGAGAGUCAUCAGACGCCGAUGCGAGCCCGUUGAGGCCCCGUCGACAGAGACAGAGUCGAGCAUCGAUGGGAAAGAGGAAGCCGAGGUGUUCGAGGAGAAGAAACAAAGGCAACGAUGGCUCCCCAGCAUGAGGCAUAUCGAUAUCGCGCUCGCGCCCCGCACGAAGCAGAUCAUAAAGGCCGGGUUAUGGUACGGGAUGGUCUUCAGUUACUUCUACACUCGAUAA
This is a messenger RNA of Coprinopsis cinerea okayama7#130, 2103 nucleotides long. RefSeq lists its product as hypothetical. The record is from RefSeq and is a predicted model, not a curated record. NCBI's taxonomy places the organism in Eukaryota, Fungi, Basidiomycota, Agaricomycetes, Agaricales, Psathyrellaceae. The transcript is spliced from 3 exons. Bases 1 to 2103 code for a protein of 700 amino acids.